GCUCCACUGAGUUUGGGGAAGAUGGAGGAUGACGAAGGUUACACGGUAUUGAACCUCCGGCCGAAGAGGGGAAACUCAGCCAGUCCGUCUCCAGAUGGACGCCAAGGGUCUCCUAUGAGUGCCCCUUGUUACAAAAUCGCCUUAGGAGCUUUGGGGGCCUGUUGUAUCAUACAGACAUUAGUGAUUGCACUGGGCGCUUGGGGAUGUUGUUACAAAGCUUGUCAGGGCCCCUGUCCAAAAGGAAACCCUGCAGAAAGUGACGGUGCCACUCAGAGAACCGGAAGUGGAGGAGAACGCAAGGCCAGCCUGGAGGACUUGUUUUCUCGUCUGAAGCAGAGUCUGUGCGAUCCGGCCCAGAUAAAUUCAACAGGUGGCCCCGGGUGCAAACUCUGCCCCGGGGACUGGCUGCUGCAAAGGGACAAGUGCUACUGGCUGUCUAAGGAGGCUGACACCUGGAGCAAGAGCCGCGACGACUGUACAAGGAAGGGAUCUCAAAUGCUGGUGAUCCAGGACUGGGAACAGCUGAAUGACCUGCAGCCUGUCAUACAAACUGAUCAUGGUGUUUGGAUUGGAUUAACAUUCAACUCUACACAGAAGAGGACCUGGGUGGACGGUGCCCCUGUCCAUGAAGAACUAGUCCAAGGAUUAAGUCAAGCUGCAGAGAGCGACUGUGGAAUGUUAAAAAAGGCUGAGAUUGGUUUUGAUGUCUGCGACACUGUCUUAAAAUGGCUCUGCCAGAAAGCAGCUUUCCCGCUAUAGACUGCGGCACGACCGAUCGGGACAGUAAAAGGCCUUCAGUCUCUGAAACAUCCACAGUAUUUUCAGCUUUACUUAUAAAUGUCAUGUCAGAAUCUGGGGCCAGAGCCCCUGCUGGCGGGAAUCAGCCAGAGCUCCACCGGAGACACGGGGCCGGACCCCCAGCUGAUGGACAUCUGCGCAUUUGACAUCAACCGUCAAUGGUUUUAUUGUCCACUAAAUAAAAGCAAAUCCACCCGCUGGGCCCUAAUUCCCAGAGGUUUUCCCCACUCCAGCCCCCCAGGAAUAAAGAGGACACACCCCUCCCCCCAGGGCUGGCAAAGCCAGGGAGGUGGUGCCCCCACAAUGGAAAUAUUGCAACCUUGCACAACUGGCGCACAGCUUGGGUGGGGAGGGCAAGAGUGGGACCAAGGAGGCUGGAACGGGCCUGGGAUCAGGUAGGGACCAACCCUCCCACCCUGGAGCCCCUCCCCCCCCACACGCUAAACCCCUCCCCCCAAUGCUAAGUCUCAGAACCUGCCUUCACAAUUCCUUCCUGUCUCCCUGCCCCCAUUCCCAGGGAACCUCCACUUCCACCCCCACUUCACUCCCCUUUAACUUUAACAUGCUGCCCCAACUAGCCAUGUGACCAGUUAACCCUUUACAGGCUGCAGCGCCUUUUCCUUGUUGCAGACCCCGUCUGUGUGUGUGUCCUGGCUGGAUGCGAAGCACCGUCACUUCUAUGGGAAAAUAAACUUUUGUGAAAACAUUG
Molecule: messenger RNA, 1507 nt
Organism: Mauremys reevesii (Reeves's turtle)
Lineage: Eukaryota; Metazoa; Chordata; Testudines; Geoemydidae
Product: killer cell lectin-like receptor subfamily F member 1
Exons: 6
Coding region: 22-759 (245 amino acids)
Source: RefSeq, a predicted model, not a curated record